Messenger RNA from Parastagonospora nodorum SN15, 1068 nucleotides. RefSeq lists its product as hypothetical. Gene Ontology annotation, molecular function: histone H2A acetyltransferase activity; protein N-terminal-serine acetyltransferase activity; histone H4 acetyltransferase activity. The coding region runs from base 1 to 1068 and encodes 355 amino acids. Gene Ontology annotation, cellular component: nucleus. The record is from RefSeq and is a predicted model, not a curated record. Lineage: Eukaryota; Fungi; Ascomycota; Dothideomycetes; Pleosporales; Phaeosphaeriaceae. The transcript has a single exon.
AUGGCAGACGACGCCCCAGUCACGUCCGCCGCCUCGGAGCCCGAUACCACUUCCCCGCACCCCUCAACCUCGCCCACCACCACCAUCGCGACCCCAUCAGGGGAUACAGACACCGACAAGCCCUCACAGGGCAGGUACAUCUCGCCUUACGAAGGCCCGAAUUCCCUCACGAGCAUGCAUGAGCAUUACGUCAUGCUCGAGAAGAUGUGCUUUCCGCGCCGGAGGAGGUUCGAAGAGAUCGUGGGCUCGGGCGAAGACGACUACAAGACCCGGAAAAAGAAGCACUACGAAAUGUGCGAUAACCUCCCUCCUCUCCCGGUGCCCAAGCGCGCGCGUAGGCAACGCCCCAACACUCCAGAGAGAGACGAUGUCAUCGCCUACCCUCCCCCAGCAUAUUGGGAUGAGCUGAAGCGCCAAGAACGCCUUACCAUGGCAAAACAGCUGCUGGAGCAAGACCCGCUCGGCUUCCAACCAUGGAUCGACUCGGUGCUACCAGGAUUCCUGCGCUUCGAGUUCGUAGGCGCUGGCGACCUCCUCGCGCCUUGGCAGCUCGAAGGUUGUCUGGAGCUGGUGGAGAAGACGUCCUCGGCUGACUACAAGGCCUCAAGCUCUGGCUGGAAGCCCAAGGAAAAGAAGAAGGAGAUGUCCGACCCCAAAAUGGUUUACUUGCUUCUCACACAGGUCUGCCAGCCGCCUAAGGUUGAGGGCUUCAUCUCAUUCAUGUUCACGUUCGACGACCCACCCAACAGUUGGCGUUCCGUGGUCUACAUAUACGAGGUACACCUGGAUGUUGGCUUGCGCGGUCGCGGUCUAGGCAGCAAGAUGAUCAAGUUCGUCGAGCUGGUGGCCGAGGCGAACUUGCACAUGAAGACCAUGUUGACGGUUUUCAAGACGAACAAUGCGGCAAAGGAGCUGUACGAGAGGCUUGGGUAUAGCAAGGACGUCUCCUCGCCUGCCGAUAAGGUGGUGAGGCGGAGGAUCAUUGAGGCUCAGUACGCAAUUAUGAGCAAGCGGGUCGUUGAGGCGAAGUACACCAUCAUGAGCAAGCAGCUGCAGUACGAGUACUGA